GUUGGCAACUGCACUGUCCUUCUUCUACAUUUUUUCGUUUUGUAACGAUCGGAUGCUGCGUCAACUCAGCGGGUCGUGUGAGGCGACCACGCGGACGACCGUUGGUUCAGCGCUCGGCGCCUCACAAUUCUUGCGGCGACCGGCGUUCUCCUCGACCCGCCUCCCGCCACUGACCUCCCCGAUCGCAGAAACACCGAUGAAGCCCACGAUCCCGUCAUCGUCGCCGCUUCCAGUGUACAUCUACCCACUCCUCGUGCCCGCGGCCGGCUUGGUCACGAUGGCCAUGACGAUUGGGUACAGCUGCACGCAUCAGUUCACGUGUUCGAACGUAUAUCCGACGCUGUCCACGGCGGCCAAGUACCAUCCGCAGUUCUCCAUCUUCGCCGUGGGGAUGAACGUCACGUCGUACAUGAUCUUCCUCACCGUGUCGCUGUAUUCGACGUUCCUCCUUCGCACCGUUCCCACGUCGACGUCCUGGCAACGACCGCUGGCAUGGGCGUACUACGGGUUUGGACUGCUCACGUGCAUUGGUCUCAGCACGUUGGCGACGUUUGACCUGAAGCGAUGGGAACACAUCCACAUCGCGGCGACCGUCGCGUUCUUUGUGAGCUCUUGGAUCAUGAUGUUUCUCGCGCAAACAUCGCGAUGGAUGGUGCACUACCGCCAGCCGCAUGUCGUGCGGCCCCACCACCGGCGUGCGUUGAUGUGGGGAAACGUCUGGCUCGGCGCCGGCAUCGCUCUCUCGGUCGGAUGUACGUACCUACCCCGGACCCCAAAAGUAGUUGUCACGUCUCACUUUCGCGUGUACAUAGUUGGGUUUUGCUACCUCUCGGUGCACGACCAUAUUGACAACGUGUUCCACGUAACGUACCUCAUGGAGGCAAUGUGCGAACUGUUUUCGAUCUGCUGCCAGCUUCUCUUCAUGGGCACAUUGUCGGCCGAAGUCGGCGACCUCGAACGCAUCAACGGGUACUUCAACUCGGUCGACGCGGCAGUCCUUGGUUCAGUCCUGCUCUCUGUGUUGGCGGUCGAAUGUGCCUGACCACCUACGGUUCCGCCACUACUCUCAACUAACUACUUAUACAAAAUAGACAAACCCUGUCGCAUGUGAUGAUUCACGACACACCCUCAA
This is a messenger RNA of Aphanomyces astaci, 1132 nucleotides long. RefSeq lists its product as hypothetical. The transcript is spliced from 2 exons. The record is from RefSeq and is a predicted model, not a curated record. The coding region runs from base 53 to 1042 and encodes 329 amino acids. NCBI's taxonomy places the organism in Eukaryota, Oomycota, Saprolegniomycetes, Saprolegniales, Verrucalvaceae.